GUGAGGGAAGUCGCUGUUUUCUCAUAUUGAUUGGUAAUGACGUCGUGCAGUACUACGUUUGCGGGGUCAAUUCAUACAAAAAGGGAAACGUCCAGCGCACUCCCAAUUCCAAGAGUCUUGGUGUGAAUACGACUUGUCACGCCCGUCUCUAUUGUCUAGUAAGUAUACAUGCCACGCUGAACUCCAGCCGGCUCUAACGUUGACCAGCCGCAAUUUUAUCAAGACCGUUGAUUGUUUCUCGCUGCUUCUGUGAUUAUUUCGCACCAACCAUGAAGUCAAAACAGGCUAUUCCAUCGGCCAUUCUUGCCAUCCUCUCCACUAUAGCUGCGCAAUUCCCGACGACUUGCCCGGCACCGAUAGUAGAAAAUGCCAACAGCACCAUCGGGGUCUGUCCAACAGACUUCACUAUUAUCGGGCCUGAACUUGAACCCGUCCACGAAUCUACAAGGGCGCCUACUGGCCUAGCUAUCGACCCGAAUCUAGUUCUAUACCUGACCUAUCCUCGUAAUUCUGGGCCUACACCAGAAAAUGUUGUCAAGUGUACUUCCUUCGACACAGAGGAGCCGUGGCCAUCCGCUGCCAUUCAAAACUGCACCACUGGCCAGAAUGCCAGCACUUGCUUCAUCAACGUACAAAAUGUCGUCUUAGAUAACGUCAACCAGCUCUGGGUCGUCGAUUCCGGUAUCCCACCGGGAGAAAAGUCCGCAAUCGAAUACGGAGCCAAGAUAAUGAGCUUCUCUCUAGCUGGAGAGUUACUACGGACGUACAUCAUUCCCUCCGAGCUGUAUUACGAUAACAUGAACGCAAACGAUGUGCGCAUCAACAACACACUUGGAGAUGACGGCUACGCGUUUAUCACCGACGAGUCAGACGCUGGGUCUAUCCUAUCUGUCAAUCUAGCCAGUGGCGCUGCGAAUCGCCGGCUCUUCAACACUACGUACACGCGUGCCGACGAGGGGUAUGUGGGCGUGUACAACGGUCAACCCAUAUACAACUGGAAUGGGACGCGUAAGUCCUCCAUUACCACAGGUUCGGAUGGUAUCGCGUUGGCAUCGGGAAACGUGUACUGGGGUGUACUUGCGUCGCGCCGCUUCUACUACAUCUCCCAAGCCGCAGUCAUCGACAAUUCAAUCUCAGACGAGGAUCUACUGGCCUACGUACAGGACCCAGGACAGUGUGGUACCGAGCAAGCAGGUCUCACAGCCGAUGACAAGGGCCGUGUGUACAUUUGUGCGAGCGAGCACAACGCGAUCUUCUACGUCGAUACGCUACAAGCUGCGGUUAAUGAAAUAGUGAAUGGCGUUCCACCUGGUAGCUCGAAUGCCUUAGAACCGGUGCCGGCGAGAGACUAUGUCGUUAAGACGUUGGUGAGGAAUGCGUUGAUACAGCAUGCGGAUAGCGCGGCGAUCUGGGAUGGUUGGCUGUACUUCUGCACGAAUCAAUUGGAGUUGAGCGCCGGUAGGCAGUACAACAAUGUCGAUGCGAGAAGGGGACCCUUUAGGUCGUACAGAGUCUGGAUUGGCGCUGGACCUGCGGUCUGAGAAUUCAAAAACGCUGAGGAUCAAUAUCAAUCUUCCUU
Molecule: messenger RNA, 1579 nt
Organism: Paraphaeosphaeria sporulosa
Lineage: Eukaryota; Fungi; Ascomycota; Dothideomycetes; Pleosporales; Didymosphaeriaceae
Exons: 1
Coding region: 270-1541 (423 amino acids)
Source: RefSeq, a predicted model, not a curated record